AUGAGCGCGGGCAGCACGGAGCGAAGGCAGCGCAUCCGCGCGCAGCUGCGUGAGUUCUACGGCGACCCCGCCGCGGCUCGCGAGAAGCGGCCGGUGGAGGGCGGCAAGGCCGGUGUGCCGCCCGAGUUGGACCUCGACUCGGAGUUCUUCAACGUGAGUAAGUACAUCACGGACCUCCUGCGCCGCGAGAGCCUCAAGGGGCUUGUCGAGACGGACACACAGCUGCUACGCACCGUGCGACAGCUCGACGGGGAGCUGCAGGAGCUGGUGUACCGAAACUACGCCAAGUUCAUCUCUGCCACCGACACGAUCCGUGAAAUGCGUGACAAUGUCACCGAGAUGGACGCCAAGCUGCAGGCGCUCUCGAGCAAUGUGGAUAACAUCGACCAGGUGUCGAAGGGCAUCAGUGAAAAGCUGCAGGCGCACUGCAGUCGCAUUGAGGAAAUGAUCACCACCAACCGCAUGCUGCGGAAGGUGCAGUUCCUCGUCGACCUCGCCGACACGAUGCGGCGACUCAUUGAGCGGCGCGAGUACGGCGCGUGUGCGAAGCACUGGAUCAUCGGCGACUCUUUCUUCGCCAAGCACGCACACCUCUCGAGCAUUUCUAAGAUCCACGACGAGUGCAGAGGGCUGGCGCGGCAGCUCUACAACCAGCUACAGGAGACGGUGUGCACCGCCUCCCUCGACGACCCCGAGGCGAUGGACGUCAUCCGCUGCGUCGUGGAGGACAUGCGUCUCCUGCGCGCCACCUCUCUCUUCCCUGGCGAAGCAGAAGCAGGACAGAAGAGGAAAGAUGGCGCGACGACUCUCUCGUCCUUCGAGGCAGACAUCCUGAAAACGUUGAUGAAGAACGUCAGCGCGAGCUUCACGGCGGGCAUCCAAGGCGUAAACAGCGCAAUUCGGUCCGCCCUCGCGGUGCCAAACUUUGCCGCGAUGGAACGCGCACGCUGGGGAGAUGCGCUGCAGCAUGCCCAUCUGCAGGAGGCGCUGGCACAGCUGAAGAGCAUAUGUGCCCUCUUUUACUCCAACAGCGAGCGUGUGUAUAGCCUGUUUAAGCGCGAGAGCGAUGCCACCGUCUCCCUGCGCAUCGUAGAGGAAGUACAGCCGGUUCUCAUUGAGGUCAUGACACCUAUCACUGUCCAUAUGAGCGAGCUACUGAUCGCCGUCGUUGACGCCGUCGGAAAUGACGGCGAGGGUGCAAUGCAGACACCCGCCACGGUGAAGAAUAGUAUUGAUGGGAUUUUCACUGCCUUGGCAAAGCACCUAAAGUACUACGCUGGUACGCUGAAGACACUGGGCGUCAACUACCUCGACAACGCCCACAGUCAGCAGAGCCGGCAGUAUGCGGCGCUGGUGGAUCAAUCCGUGUUGGAUAUCUUUCAGCGUUUGUUGACGGUGUUAGAGGCAAAAGUGACAGAGGGACCAAGCGAGCCCGUAACCAUCAUGUGCGGUGGUGCCGCGACGGAGGCAGUGUACCAGCAGCUGCUGCGAUUUGCCAUCACACGGUUUGUCUUUGGCAGCGCUGCCACUGCCGCUGACAUGGUUGGAAUCACCACCCUCAUCAACACCGACACGCUAAUGUCGGUGGAUGCCGCUGGGACGCGGAAGCGCUGCAACAGCGUGGCGCGGGCUCUUGCGCAUCGCGGCAUUGUUCUCCUGGGGCAGUUGCACCUGAGAUGGGUCACCGCGUCGUGGUGCCUGGUGGACGCGGUCGACCCAACAUCCUCCGCGGCAGCCCAACACCACGGCGUUGCGCCGUGCCUGUGCGAACUCGUGCAGCAGCUCGGUGUCAUCUACAGUGUGCUGCAGGGGGGCAUCUUGGCCGGUGGAAGAAGUGGCGGUGCCCCUUCGAAGGAGGGGCGGAGCGUGGACAGCAUACGUGGCGGCUCGAUGCACUUUACAGGGGGCGGUAGUGGUCGUAGCAGUGGGCGCAGUGGACCGACGAAGUUGGCUGUGACCUUCACACGGCAGAGCGGAGAUGCACUGCAGAGCAGCGUGGAACGCAUUUUUUCAAAACAGUCUAACAUCAACGCCUCGGUACGAACCCUUCCACGGGAAAUUCGGUCCGCCACCGUGCUGGGCGCUGUGGUGGUGUAUUUGCUCAAGGGUAUUGUCGAGUACGUGCGGCAGCAGACCUACACACGCAACGGCUUCCAAUGUAUGCAAAUCACUUGUACCUUUCUCCUCCACGUUCUCACGCCGCCACUAGCGUCGGCAUCCUUCUCAGCGAGGGAGGAGACACCGGUGGCCUUACUGGAGGAAUGGAUGCAUGAUUGCAAUGACGAUAGUCUCUUGCGUAUGGUGCCGCUCCUCCUCAAUGAGUGUUGCACAUGUGCGUAUGAGCGUUGCCAUGAUAAAGUUCCGCUGACGGGAGUGGUGGUGGAGAAAUUAGUCAAGUCUGCCAUCAAGGCGAUGAGGAACUCGACGCUGUCUUAA
Messenger RNA from Trypanosoma grayi, 2436 nucleotides. Its product is annotated as Vps51/Vps67 protein. Gene Ontology annotation, cellular component: membrane; GARP complex; EARP complex. NCBI's taxonomy places the organism in Eukaryota, Euglenozoa, Kinetoplastea, Trypanosomatida, Trypanosomatidae. The record is from RefSeq and is a predicted model, not a curated record. The transcript has a single exon. Gene Ontology annotation, biological process: lysosomal transport; retrograde transport, endosome to Golgi; Golgi organization. Bases 1 to 2436 code for a protein of 811 amino acids.